Molecule: messenger RNA, 2775 nt
Organism: Mus caroli (Ryukyu mouse)
Lineage: Eukaryota; Metazoa; Chordata; Mammalia; Rodentia; Muridae
Gene: Nxnl1
Product: nucleoredoxin like 1
Biological process (GO): photoreceptor cell maintenance
Cellular component (GO): mitochondrion
Source: RefSeq, a predicted model, not a curated record
CUGAGAAUCAGCAGGCUCCAGGCCACAUCGGAUCCCUCUCUUAAGUCCCCAGCUCCUUGCAUGCUGCUACCAUGGCAUCUCUCUUCUCUGGCCGCAUCUUGAUCAGGAACAACAGCGACCAGGAUGAAGUGGAGACAGAGGCAGAGCUGAGCCGUAGGUUAGAGAAUCGUCUGGUGCUGCUGUUCUUCGGUGCGGGCGCCUGUCCCCAGUGCCAGGCCUUUGCCCCAGUCCUCAAAGACUUCUUCGUGCGGCUCACUGAUGAGUUCUACGUGCUGCGGGCAGCACAGCUGGCCCUGGUCUAUGUGUCCCAGGACCCUACACAGGAGCAACAGGACCUCUUCCUCAGGGACAUGCCUGAAAAGUGGCUCUUCCUGCCGUUCCAUGAUGAACUGAGGAGGUACCUCGGGCGCCAGUUCUCUGUCCGUCAACUGCCAGCGGUUGUGGUACUCAAGCCUGGUGGGGAUGUGCUGACAAGCGACGCCACGGAGGAGAUCCAGCGUCUGGGACCCGCCUGCUUUGCCAACUGGCAGGAGGCCGCAGAGCUCCUGGACCGCAGCUUCCUGCAACCGGAGGAUUUGGAUGAGCCUGCGCGGCGCAGCAUCACCGAGCCUCUGCGCCGUCGCAAGUACCGAGUAGACCGGGAUGUCGGCCGGGAGCGGGGCCGAAACGGCCGCGACUCUGGUGACCCCCAGGGGGACGCGGGUGCAAGGGCGGAGCUCUGGUGACUCCCAGGGUGGCAGUGGGGACGGAGUUCUGGUGACCCACAAAGUACCCGGGUGCAGGGACGGAGGUCUGGUGACCCCCUCUCCGCAAGGUACCCGGGUGCAGUGGUGGAACGUUGGUGACCUCCAGAGGAACUCGGUGUAGGGGCAAGGCUCAGAUUAUCCUUGUCCUCUUCCAAGUUCAGUAUGUUCCCUAAACAGCAGCUCAGGGUGGCCUUGAACUCACCAUUCUCAUGCCUCAGUGGAAGAGUAGCUGGAAUGACAGCCAAAAAGAGACAAGAGGUUUCUUUCCCAGAUCUCCUCUAGUCUUUGAAAGAACAUAGACUCCCACGAACAGAUACCCUGAGCAAGAUUCCCAGGUCUUAAUCAUGCACUAAGAAUCCAUAGAACCCCAAACUCAAAACUCUCAUCCAAAACAAAACAAAAGAAGCAAAAAAACACUCCUGCCAGGCGCACUCUGUGGUGCACCCAUGUCAUUCAGCGCUCUGGGUGCAAGAGAGGGCCAGCAAGCUGACUCUGUGCAGAUAGGCUCAUGUUGUCAAGACUGACAACCCAAGUUCAAUUCCUGGAACCCACAGAGUGGAAGAGAGACUGACUUCCGCAAGUCAGUUCUUUACACACACGGUUGUAAGUGCAUGCCCACACAGUUACAAAUGAGUAUAUCUAACAAAAAUAGUAGGGAUUUUGUUUUGUUUUGAGACAGGGUCUCUGUAUAGCCCUGGCUGUCCUCGAAUUCGUGCUGUAAACCAGGCACUCAGAUCCCCCUGCCUCUGUCUUCCAAGUGCUGGGAUUAAAGGCAUGCACUACCGCCACCUACAAAAAAGAAAAAAGAAAAAAAGAAAGGAAGGAAGGAAGGAAGGAAGAAAGAGGUGUGUGUGCAGAAGGAUCCAGAGGUCAAGGCCAUUUUUCGCUACUUAGAGCUCUAGGCCGGCUGCGGCUAGGUGAGACCUCUGAGACUUCCCGACAGGACCCUUGUUUCUCUCAAAAGCGAAGUGUGUGCGAUGUUUUUGCUUUUGCCUACGGCGUCCCCUGGCGGCCAAAUCGGGAUAGUGCGUGAGAUUAAAACCCUCCUGCACCAAGCAAGUCCACGGAAGCUUGCAAACCUGACUUUCUGGGACCAAGAAUCUGACUAGAUGGAGUAAGAAGGCUGUGAACCAGGGGAAUCGGACCCUGCCAACAUCUCAUCCGCCUCCGCUCCCAGGGGAGUAGUGGGGGAAACUGAGGUUCAAGACUGAAUAAGCCUGACAACCUGUAUUCGAUCCCAGGGAACCCACAUAGCGCUACUCAAACAAGUUGUCCCUUGACUCGCACUCAUGUCCCCUCAAAGAGUAAUUAAUGGAGAAUUUAAAAUUAUUAUUUUGCUUUUUCAAGACAGGGUUUCUGUGUUGCCCUGUAGGCUCGAACUCAGAGAUCCUCCUGCCUUUGCCUCCCGUGCUAGGACUUACGGCAUGUACUACCACUGCCCAAGAGAAAUUUUAAAAUGUUAAUUAAAGGAAAUAGAAAUCCUCAUUCACCCCUUUUAGGAAAUAAAAUGUGUACAGUUGCAUGGGAAUCUGCUUUGUAAUUCCACAACCGUGAGAUGGAGUUGGCCUGGGAACCGGCGUUGUGACUCGGAACCUCACUGCUGGCGGCUGGGCUCCCAGGCUUGCUUAUGUGUGCUCCUGGCUUUGUAGCUGACACUGGUUGAAAGGUAGACACAUCCCAAAUGUCCAUCAAUAGAUCAAUGGAUCAACACCUGUGGGAUGUCCAGAGUGGACUAUUGCUCAGCCACGAACAGGAAUGAAGCACUGACACAGGCUACCAUACCAGAGACUGAGUGGCAGCAGCCAGACGCAAAACACUUCACUUAGCAGUAAGUGUCCCCAACAGGGACAGCCACAAAUGGAGCUGCCAGGGCCGUGAGGACAGUGGAGCAUGGUUGAUAGGAGGGGCUCUCUUAAAGAGAUAGAAUGCUUUCAAACUAGAUAGAUAUAGGCAGGGUUGCUCUGUAAAUGUGCUUUAAAAACAAACACAAAACAGCGAGUAAAAACCGGAUACUCUAUUGUAAGUUUCA